Molecule: messenger RNA, 955 nt
Organism: Mytilus californianus (California mussel)
Lineage: Eukaryota; Metazoa; Mollusca; Bivalvia; Mytilida; Mytilidae
Product: cilia- and flagella-associated protein 251-like
Exons: 28
Coding region: 1-894 (297 amino acids)
Source: RefSeq, a predicted model, not a curated record
AUGUAUGAAAAAGUUAGACAUUCAAAGAGAGGAAAAAAAGAACAACAACAGAAGUCCAUACAAAUUUUAGAUGAGAAUGAAAGUUUUAGACAAUCAAAGAAAGACAAAAAAGAAGAAGAACAGGAGUCCUCAGAAAAUGUAGAUCAGAGUGAAAAUUUGAGACAAUCAAAGAAAGACAAAAAAGAAGAAGAACAGAAGUCCUCAGAAAAUGUAGAUCAGAGUGAAAAUUUGAGACAAUCAAAGAAAGACAAAAAAGAAGAAGAACAGAAGUCCUCAGAAAAUGUAGAUGAGAGUGAAAAUUUGAGACAAUCAAAGAAAGACAAAAAAGAAGAAGAACAGAAGUCCUCAGAAAAUGUAGAUGAGAGUGAAAAUUUGAGACAAUCAAAGAAAGACAAAAAAGAAGAAGAACAGAAGUCCUCAGAAAAUGUAGAUGAGAGUGAAAAUUUGAGACAAUCAAAGAAAGACAAAAAAGAAGAAGAACAGAAGUCCUCAGAAAAUGUAGAUGAGAGUGAAAAUUUGAGACAAUCAAAGAAAGACAAAAAAGAAGAAGAACAGAAGUCCUCAGAAAAUGUAGAUGAGAGUGGAAACGUAAGACAAUCGAAGAGAGGAAAAAAAGAACAAGAAAAGAAGUCCUCAGAAAAUGUAGAUGAAAGUGAAAAUGUGAGAAAUUUGAAGAGGGUGAAAAAAGAAGAACAGAAGUCAACAGAAAAUGAAGAUGAAAGUGGAAAUGUAAGACAAUCGAAGAGAAGGAAAAAAGAACAAGAACAGUCACUAGAAAAUGUAGAUAAAAGAGAACAUGCUAGAAAAUCAAAGAGAGGGAAAAAAGAAGAAAAACAGAAGUCACUAGAAAAUGUAGAUGAAAGAGUAGAUAAUGUUAGACAACCGAAGAUCUAGAAAAAAGAUGAAGAUCAGAAGUCAACAGAAAAUGUAGAUGAGAGUGGUACAAGUGAGACGA